CUUCACAGUUCAAGUUAUUACAAGAACACAACACAAAACUAAAUCAAAAUGAAAUCCUUCGUUUGCAUUGCUAUCUUCGCCGCCAUCUUCAGCGUUGCAUUGGCCGGUCCCACAAGCAAUAGCGGUGCCGCCGCUGCCGCUGCCGCCGAGCAAGAGGCCAAAGCCGAGCAAAACGCACAAGCUGUGAACCUCCAGUCAGUCUACGAUUUGACACGUUUCCGUAAAUCCGCUUAUGGUGGUGGCGCCGCCGCUAGCAUUCCAGCACCUCCCUGCCCCAAGAACUACCUCUUCAGCUGUCAACCUAACUUGGCGCCAGUCGCUUGUGCCGCCCCAGCUGCUGCUCCAUCCUACGGCUCAGCCGGUGCCUACUCAGCGCCCAUCCCAACUUAUGUCUAUUAAGUUGUGGACCAUCAAGGAUAAUGACAAAGAACAAGGGCAUACUCUAGCGGACUAAURCAUGGAGAUAAGUAAUAGCUGUGAACGCAGUUAAUUAUUUUAUUGAAAAAUAUAGAAAAAAA
Bactrocera latifrons is the source of this 518-nucleotide messenger RNA. Its product is annotated as vitelline membrane protein Vm26Aa-like. Lineage: Eukaryota; Metazoa; Arthropoda; Insecta; Diptera; Tephritidae. Bases 49 to 399 code for a protein of 116 amino acids. The record is from RefSeq and is a predicted model, not a curated record. The transcript has a single exon.